AUGUACGAAGACCAAUCAAAAAUACUAGAUCACUUUCAGUCACCACCACCACCACCACCACCACCACCACCACCACCACCACCACCACCACCACCACCACCACCACCUGAAGCGUCUGCAAAUCUACCCGACCAACCUGGAAAACCUCGCCCGGGGCCGGCCGUCCUGUUGGAGGACAAUGAAGACAGGCGCAGCUGUCUAUGGAGCCAACGGCAUCACCGCCGCAAAAUCCAAACGCGAGGCUCGCAAAUCUCAACCUCGCCCACCUCGCAAUGCCAACGCUCAACCAUUCCCGACCUGCCCACGCAGUCAGCGGACGUUCCGAGCACCAAUCGGCCUUGUAGGACAUCCUCGUUCCAACUGCAGCACCCGGAAUACACUAGUUGUUGUCUCCCCGUCCACCCCAGCCUCGCCCUCCACACCGACAUUCAUUUCUAACCGUGCUUCUGAUCUUCACUUGCCCUCCCCCACAGUCUCAAUAACUGCCACGGUGGCUCUUGCCCCCAACACCACUGCACACAACCCUAAAGUACCGACAAACAUCAACCUCACCACCGCCAACAGCAGUAAUGUGGACUCGGUCCAUACCUGUUCUCAUUGCGAUCGCACAUUCACCUCACACAUUGGUGUCAUUUGCGAAUCCAUCGCACAUAGACUGGCGAACCAGUGCCUGGAGCGCCAACAUACACUCGACGCAUCCACCUCAACUGUCCUCACUGCGUCCGCACAUUCCACCACCUCAUGGACCUUCUAG
Spirometra erinaceieuropaei is the source of this 754-nucleotide messenger RNA. The record is from the annotation of a GenBank genome assembly. Lineage: Eukaryota; Metazoa; Platyhelminthes; Cestoda; Diphyllobothriidea; Diphyllobothriidae.